Purpureocillium lilacinum is the source of this 411-nucleotide messenger RNA. Lineage: Eukaryota; Fungi; Ascomycota; Sordariomycetes; Hypocreales; Ophiocordycipitaceae. The record is from RefSeq and is a predicted model, not a curated record.
AUGGGAAGAGAAGGAAGAAGGGGGGGGGGGCGCGGAGGGGUGGCGGGCCGUGAUGCCGUGCGACCUGGAGGACGAAACGGGCUGGUUCACGAUGGGGUGCGCGUGUGGGGUGUUGUCCUCUUGCUGCUAUUGUGGCUGUGGCGGCGUGGGCGUUGGGACCGGUCAUCGUAUGGUAUUGUCGUUGGUGUUGCGGUAGUGGUUGUUGUUGUUGUGUUGUUGCUAUGUUGUUUAUCUGCACGCGGCGGCUCUGCACUCGCACCCAGUGAGCGGGCACCCCGUACAACACUGUACCUCCUCCGCGAUACUAGUAGCUAUACUAGCUACCGCCUAGCAUGUAGAUACGUACGAUGCAAAACCAAAAGUCCAACACCGAGAACGGAGCUCCGAGCAUGUUCCGUGAGCCCUAGCUAG